AUGCCACGCCUAAUCCACCAUAGACGACGCCACUCUUGGCCGUACUGCGGCACGGGUAUGAGUGCCCGCGACCGUCGAAAUGUCCCCAUCAUCACGGUGACAGAGCCGGACGAUGAGUUUGAAACCGAGUUCCUGACCCCGAUCAUGUCGGAGGAUCUGUUCGAGGAUGAUGCCGCUUCUGCUGGGAUCGAGCCAACGCGAGCUCAUCAUCGGCUCUGGCAUUCGUCCAAAGAGUCCACUGGCGAUGGUUCAGCGCGCGUUGACACCGUAUCGCUUAGGAAGAUAGUGCAGCCGCCGCUGGACAGAGCCCGAUCGCUGUUCAUGUUGCCCACGGCGUCAUCUGCGAAGGAGAUCAUGUUGCUCCCGUACUGGGUCCAUCGGCUUGCUGCGCACCCUAUACCAACUCAUCAGCGAGGGAGGUCCCGGGAGACCGAGCGUGGCCGGCUGGCGAUCGACAAGAAUCAUCGUCGAUGCCACUCAGAGAGGCCGCGUUCAUGGAAACAGCCGAGCGAGAAUUUGUGGACAUUGAAGGAGGAGUGA
Messenger RNA from Aspergillus calidoustus, 540 nucleotides. NCBI's taxonomy places the organism in Eukaryota, Fungi, Ascomycota, Eurotiomycetes, Eurotiales, Aspergillaceae. The record is from the annotation of a GenBank genome assembly.